UUUGAGGAGUUUUAUGAUGUGGGCUGGAAUUUCCAAUGGAGAUUUCUCCGUUGUUAUGAUGAAAAGGGAGACUUUUUUUGAAACUUUUACCUUAAUCUUUUUCCUGAUUUUCUCCUUUUAGUUUUUGAUUUUGGCCUUUUCAAGCUAUUUCUGGGAGACCCUUUAAUAUUUUUUAUUGUCUUUUUCAAUUUUGGUUUAGAAAAGACGGAUAUUUGAGAUCUUGUUCUAUGUUGGUUUUGAUGUUUCAUGAAGGGGUGUUUUGGAUUAGUACCAAGGUUUUCAUCUUAUAUGAGAUGUAAGGAAGAGAAAUAGGUAAAAGUGUUAUUGCUGAUCUUCAGCUUUUACUUUUGUGGACAAUGCACUCUCUGCUUUUUCUCAGAGACUCUUGAUUCUUUGUAAAGAUGUACUACUGAUAUCAGUUGAUUCAUGGCUUGCUCACUAUAAAGACAGAGGGGAGAAUCAUUUUAUGUUAAAGAAAAAUUGUGGGAAUUUUCAGGUUCACAACAAAAAUGAGUGGGGCUAUAGAGGCAAAGGACUGCACAUCUUUUCAUAAUAUUGAUGUGUGCAUGGCUGCAAUAAGUUGGACUGUAAAAGAUGCUUUAACUUUUUUCAAGAAAGGCGCGUCUUUGGUGAUCUGUGAUUGUGUUGUUUCACUCUAAAAAGUUGAGGUGAAUAUAACAUCCAAAAUAUCUUAACAACAGUGAGCCUUGAAUUUUUUGUCCUUGUGAAAAUGGAGGAAAAAGAAGAAUGUUCUCUGAAGUUCCUCAAUUUGAUGAAAGCCCAUUAUCUGAGAAAAUAACAGCUUGUGGUAGAGGAACUUCCUGUUGUGUUUCAUUAAAGAACAAGGGCAGAUUUCCUUAGUUCUCAUAUCAAGCUUUGAGUAAUUUCAGCCUUUUGUUGCUGUUAAAGAGUACAUAUAGUACUAGUCUUACUAUAAGUGGAGAAAUGCCGAGAUCAAGAGGGACAGAAAUGCCUCAACGGCCAUCUCCCCGAGGACCGCCUAGUCUGAGGACGUCAAGCUCGGAUUCAGAUCCUGUACACCAUCGUUCACGGACUGACAGGAGCCCGAAGCUAUCUGACGGUCGAUCCCCUCGAACCGCACAAUCUGAUCCUGUCAAUCAAAAGAAACUAGGAAGCCGCAUUUCAGAUUUGGAAUCUCAACUUGGGCAGGCGCAGGAGGAGCUUAAAAGUCUGAAGGACCAAUUAGCCUCGGCUGAGGCUGCUAAAAAUGCAGCUCAAGAACAGCUUGAGAAGAAAUCCAAGAAACAGCAAAAGAUUCCUGAGCCAGUGGAAGUCCAAGUGAAGCACUCCACUGCAAUUGAGACCAAGAAAGACAGCAUUGUUGAUUAUGAAAGAGCCAAUGAUGUCCAGAGGGAAACUGAUGUUUUUGAAGUCACUAUCGAGAAAGUGACUCCGGAACCUAAGCCCGAACUUGACCCUCCAGCCAAUCAAGAUGAACUCACACCUAAACAUGUCGGCUCGCCAAAUGAAUCGCUAGCCACAUCUCAGCCUGAGGAUACCUCAUUUGAUGAGUUGGCUUUGAAGAACGACGAGAUAAGCUCACUGAAGUCGAAGUUAGAUGAGAAGGGCAAAGAGCUAGAACUUUUUCAUCAGGAAAAUGAGAACCUAAAGAGCCAGCUUAAUGAGAAGUUGCUGAGGAUAUCAUCAGCUGUAACUGAGAUAGAGGAUCUGAAGUUGAGGUUGAAUAAUGUCGAGGAAGAGCUGGAAAAGACUAAAAAUGGUGCUGCCCAUGUAAGCGAGAAGCUAGAGGCUUCUGAGAAAGCAAAGGAGGAACUAGAAAACGAGAUGAAGAAGCUCCGUGUACAGACCGAGCAAUGGAGAAAAGCAGCUGAUGCUGCAGCUUCCAUUUUGGCUGGGGAAGUGGAGAUGAACGGGAGACGGAUAUCUGAGAGGUGUGGAUCAAUGGAUAAGCAUUAUGGCAAUUCGUUCGAACCCAUUGGUGGAUAUGCGGGCUAUGUUGGUUCUCCAGGGCUGAUUGAGGAUCCUGAUGAUGUUUUUGGAGGCGGAAAGAGGAAAGGUUCUGGCAUUAAAAUGUUUGGAGACUUGUGGAAAAAGAAGGGCCACAAGUAAACCUCCAAUACUUUAAAUCCAUUGGUAUCGAUGAGGAGUUUAGGUUUUGGAAAAUGGUUUCUUACCAUUUACAUUUGUCUCCAGUCGUCCUGUAAUAUGACCACUCUAUUGAUCUACUUUGGUAGUUUCAUGAAGCGAAGGUCUCAGACCCCCUAAAUUAUUA
Sesamum indicum (sesame) is the source of this 2254-nucleotide messenger RNA. Its product is annotated as interactor of constitutive active ROPs 4. NCBI's taxonomy places the organism in Eukaryota, Viridiplantae, Streptophyta, Magnoliopsida, Lamiales, Pedaliaceae. The record is from RefSeq and is a predicted model, not a curated record.